GCCAAUGAUAAUGAAGUCACCCCUUUGUACAUUGCAGCUCAGGAAGGACAGUUGGAGGUGGCACACCUUUUGCUGCAGGCCAAUGCGGACAUGAACAAGGCCACGCGGGAUGGCGCCACCCCCGUGCACGCUGCAGAGCUGAGCGGGCACUUGGAGUUUGCACUCCUUUUGCACGGAUCAAACACGCAGAAGAGCAAAAGAAUAAGGUUGCUGUAG
Messenger RNA from Symbiodinium necroappetens, 216 nucleotides. NCBI's taxonomy places the organism in Eukaryota, Dinophyceae, Suessiales, Symbiodiniaceae. The record is from the annotation of a GenBank genome assembly.